Medicago truncatula (barrel medic) is the source of this 1046-nucleotide messenger RNA. Its product is annotated as agamous-like MADS-box protein AGL80. Lineage: Eukaryota; Viridiplantae; Streptophyta; Magnoliopsida; Fabales; Fabaceae. The coding region runs from base 160 to 927 and encodes 255 amino acids. The transcript is spliced from 2 exons. Gene Ontology annotation, molecular function: protein dimerization activity; DNA-binding transcription factor activity, RNA polymerase II-specific; RNA polymerase II cis-regulatory region sequence-specific DNA binding. Gene Ontology annotation, biological process: positive regulation of transcription by RNA polymerase II. The record is from RefSeq and is a predicted model, not a curated record.
AUCUAUAAAUACAUAUCUCUUGUUAAACCCUAACAUCACUCUUUUUGUCUUUGAAUAUCACAAUUCACAACUCAAACUCUUCCAAGAAAACAAGAAUAUCAUAUUCACAUCUCAACAUCACAAAAGUCUAGUCUUUGAAGAUCGUCUCCACCGUUAAGAAUGGGCCGCGCAAAAAUACCUAUGAAAUACAUACAAAGUGCAAAAUCUCGCAAAAUAACUUUCAAACAAAGAAAGCAAGGAUUAGAAAAGAAAAUUUCUGAAUUUUGUAAGAAGUCUGGGGCAAAGGCUUGCUUUAUUGUGUAUGAUGGUGAUCAUAAUACUGUUGAACCAAUGACAUGGCCAGAAGACCUUAUAAGUGUAAACUCCUUGCUUCAAGAGUAUCAAAAUCAAAAGAUUGAGAAAACUCCUAAGAUAUUUGAUGUCAAGGACUACUUUGAAAAUAAGAAAGAAAAGGUUGAAACAAAGAUUAACAAAGUGCGCAGAGAUAUCAUCAGUAACAUCUAUCCAACUUGGCAUCCACAUUUUAGUAACUUGGAUGGGAAUCAACUCAGAGACUUCAUUGCUACUAUAAAUGCUAAGAUUCAAGCUUGCAAUCACAAAAUCAGCAUGUUGAAAAAUAUGCAACAAAUUGAAACUAACACCUUGGAUAUAUGUGAGAUGAUUGAUUUUUCUGAUCUUGGUGAUUUUCCUCCUAGUUCACCAUUAAACCAACUUAAUGGGCUUGUGGAGAUGAAUGACCAAGUAGUUAAUCCUGAUUAUACAAGUGAGAUUGUGGAUUUCACAAGUCUUGGUGAUUUGCCUCCUAAUUCAUCAUCAAACCAACUUAGUCAACAUGUUAAUCUUAAUGACUGGAAUCAACUAGAUGAUGGUGUUUUGUGCUGGGAUUGUCAACCUGAUGAGUUUGUUUGGAAAGAUCUUUCUUUUUAAUCUCAAAAAGAAGAGGGUGGUGCAAGUUUUGAUGGUUUGAAACUAGCUUCUUGUUUGUAUUUUGUUCUGACUAUGUCUAGAGAAAUUGCAUUUAUAUUGACUUGAGUUUAAGUUUUCUA